This is a messenger RNA of Zea mays, 1717 nucleotides long. RefSeq lists its product as uncharacterized. Gene Ontology annotation, biological process: protein phosphorylation. The transcript is spliced from 7 exons. Gene Ontology annotation, molecular function: ATP binding; protein kinase activity. The record is from RefSeq and is a predicted model, not a curated record. Lineage: Eukaryota; Viridiplantae; Streptophyta; Magnoliopsida; Poales; Poaceae. The coding region runs from base 908 to 1579 and encodes 223 amino acids.
UAGAAUAAACAUAGAAGGCGCUUUCAGUUUGCCGUGUUCCGCAAGGAAGAGAGCUAGUUAUGGAUCUUUCUGAGUGUACAGUUUAUUUGGAGGGGAGAAGGAUAAAGAUGAGAAUGGCGAUGAAGCGCCAUCGAAAGUAUUGGCAAAUAUUAAGUGGCCUGAAACACUCGAGACUGAUUUUAUCUACAGUGCUUUAUCAUUUGGGACUUCAAUUAAUCCACAGUUCAUUGCAAGCUUUGCUUCUGCUGCUGGUAAACGUCCUCAUCAAGAUUUCGACUCUCAAGAAUCUGAUCCAGAGUGGGGUUGGUGGACAGCAAACCAUGAGCUGAAGAAGCCAUCAAUUAGUCUGUUGUUUCCAACAAUCAUCCUCCUCAGCCGCCGCCAUCAACAGCAGCAGCAGCGAUGCUAAAUAGUAGUGGUGGAUCUGGUUCUAACUACUCUGGUGGCGAGAUCCUACCUCCACCAUUUUUUAUCUUUAUUAUCUGUGAUUCUGCAAUCCACAUGUUUGAUUUUUUACUUAGUUUCUCUUUGAGACCGGUCGCCAUGUUUGGUUAGCACAUCUAGAAUGCAUUACAAUUGGAGGCAAUAGCUGUUCACUAUCCACUAUAACCUGAAAGCUUAGCUGUUCAACUGAGCUUUCUGAUUCUUCCAUUUUUUCCCAUUCAAGUAUAUGAUAUUCUUGUGUGCUAUUCAAUAUUACAAAUAACAAAUUUGCAUAUGAGAAUAAUUAAGUAAAUUUGGCCACCUAAUCAGUAGGAUUGUUUGGUUGGAGGAAUUUUUGUAGCAUGUGAAACUUGAGCUAAUUAGAAAGCAACCACUACCUUCUCUUCAGCAUGAAAAAAUAGCUUAGCCAUUUCUUAGAGUUAAGCCCUUAGCCACUUGCUGGCCUUAUCGUCUGGAAGAAGAAAUGGUACUCAACUGCUGGUCUCUUUGGCAAAUUUUUCUUUGCACUUUUCUUGUUCGAACUGGCAAUCCACAACCAAGUACCUUGCUUGCACCAACAAAAGUCCCUUCUACUGUAGGGCAAUCCAUGGAUUUAUUGCUUGUCCUGAAAUUUGAUAGAGGCAUUCAUGAUAUCAGUUGCUCGUUAAUUCCAUUUGUUUCUUGUUCUCUUGUGCAUUGUUAUGACAUAUUUGCACCUUUUGCGGGGAACGAUCGACCAACAAUGGAGUGGCCCACUAGAUUAAAGAUCGCUCUGGGUGCUGCCAAGGGUUUAGCUCAUCUUCAUGAAGACUGUCAUCCAAAGAUCAUCCACCGCGACAUUAAGGCAUCUAACAUUCUUCUUGACUUCAAAUUUGAAUAUAAGGUUGCUGACUUUGGACUUGCAAAGUUCACUACUGAUAAUAACACCCAUGUUUCAACAAGAGUAAUGGGAACCUUUGGGUAUUUGGCACCUGAGUAUGCAGCGUCUGGCAAGCUCACAGAAAAAUCUGAUGUAUUUUCUUUCGGAGUCAUGCUUCUUGAGCUUAUUACUGGGCGGCGACCAAUUGACACAACCCAAUUGGCACUGCUUGCUAUAAGCACAUAUGUACUUCCAUUUGCAUGUUGUAUAAUACUAAUACCAAUUGCAAAAUUAUAGUUAUUUUUUCUACCCUUGUUAGUUAAUAAGCAUAUUUCUGGUCAAUAGGUUGUAUUCUUAUUCUUGUAACCGUGUUAAUUAAUGUUAUGGACUUGUAGUCUUGUAUUACCUUGUGAAUAUAUCUGUCCCUGCCUGCCA